GUAUCAGGGUAUAGAAUUGCACACUCCACAGAAGCCGUAGAGUCGUUCUUUCACUUAUAUGUUACUUUAAUUUACUUAUAUAUAAUAAAGGGAAUGGAAACAAACCCCAAAGUAUUUCUUACGUUCCAUUGUUUCCGACAAGACAUGAAUGCAGCAUUGCUCGGAAUACGGCUGGCCGUCGGUGGGCGUGGUUAAUGUUCAGUCACUGGAUUGUGUUGCUAGGUUGAUGCUAAGUGUGAGUUAAUGCAACGGGUUUCAGCUGCACAUUUUCCUCUUGAAAACAAAAAGGCAUGCACGUGGUAGUGGUAGUUUUGAGUCGACGACGAUAUGCACGUUCACUAAACAAACAGGGCACUUCCGCUUGAAUUGAACGAGCACAGCAUUGGCGGGGCUCCAGUGAUCAGGGCUGUGCAGUCCCGAACAACCUGUCAGCAUGGGGCUGCAGAGGAGCACGACAUGAGGCAGAAAAGCGUUAACUAUGAACUUGUAGGACAAAAAUGGUGAAUGUGUUCCCUUUCUCACCACCGUCCUGAUGCAAACAGGAAGAUAUGGGCGUCCUGAGAGGGCUAGUCAGAAUCAUGGGUAGGAUCAGUACGUUCCGAUCCUAUCAAUUUGUGCUUCUCCUGGCUGCAGCACUUGCUGUUGUAGCUUUCUACUACUUUGGCUCAGAGAGGCAAAACUUCUCCAGCACCACCAAGAGGAUCAAGCAGAGUCAGGCCGGCCACAACGCCAACAGGAACGAUGCAGACCUGACGCUGGACACCAGAGUCUCACAGACCGCCGACACCGAGGAGCAGGGGGGGGGGGAGCGAGACGCAGGUGGAGAAAGCCAUAGUCCUGGCUCCAGGACAGGGGACCGUGGGACUGCUGACCAGCGCUACCAUGCACUCAUGAUGUUCACGAAGGUGGACAGGAGCCGAAGCCUGCAGGAUAAGUUCAAGGUGGCCAUGUUGUCUAUGGUGAGGCACGCACACUUUUUGGAAGGAGAGGUGUUGGUCCUUCAUUUCGUGAGUGACCAGGCCAGCAAAGAACUCGGGGAAAGGAUGCUGCGGGACUUUCUAAUUGAUGCAACCUUCAAGUAUGAGGUGUUGUUUCACGACGUGGCGGCUCUCACACAGAAGCUGUUUCCUAUAGUGGAGGCCAUGCAGAAGCACUUCAGCGCCGGCUCUGGGGCCUACUACAGCGACGCCAUCUUCUUCCUGUCUGUAGCGAUGCAUCACAUCAUGCCUGAAGGUCUUACGCGUAUAGUGCAGCUUGACCUGGACCUGAAGUACAGGACCAACAUCAGGGACCUUUUCCAAGAAUUUGACCGGUUUCCACCAGGAGCAGUGAUUGGCAUCACCAGAGAGAUGCAGCCAGUCUACAGACACACCUUCUGGCAGUAUCGUAAGGAAAACCCUAAGACCAGAGUGGGUGAGCCCUCUCCCGACGGCCUCCCGGGGUUCAACAGUGGCGUGAUGUUACUGGACCUGGCAGCAAUGAGGGCCUCCGUGCUCUACAACCAGCUGUUGGAACCCAGCAACGUGGCCAAACUGGCCGACCAGUACCGCUUCAGGGGCCACCUGGGUGACCAGGACUUCUUUACCAUGAUUGGCAUGGAGCACCCUGACCUCUUUCAUUCCUUGGCCUGUGGCUGGAACAGGCAGCUGUGCACCUGGUGGAGGGACCACGGGUACGGAGACGUGUUCCAGCUCUAUUAUCGCUGCGACGGACCCGUCUACAUCUACCAUGGGAACUGUAACUCCCCAAUACCAGACGACUAGGCUGAACCCAACAACACUUUCUAGAGUUUAUCACUGUUUCCCCUUUGACCACUGUAUAUGCAGUCACAACUGUGAACAAGGGACUCCAAUAACUUAAGGUUGAGGUGAUGGUAAUUUAAAUAUUCAUAAGAUGCCCAAUCAUGGUUAUAUUUUGAUAAAUGUAUUGGUCUUGAAAAUAAUCUAUAGUCAUACAAACAACAUUGCAGUAGAAAUCAUCUUGUAGAAAUAGUAAUUCCAAUGCAAUCAAUCAAGCAAAGCAUUAAUUGAUAAUAAAAUUAAAAGAAAUCACUGCAAUAAAGAGUCCAGCAAACUAA
Messenger RNA from Betta splendens (Siamese fighting fish), 2077 nucleotides. It is a transcript of the gene xxylt1, whose product is annotated as xyloside xylosyltransferase 1. Gene Ontology annotation, molecular function: UDP-xylosyltransferase activity. Lineage: Eukaryota; Metazoa; Chordata; Actinopteri; Anabantiformes; Osphronemidae. The transcript is spliced from 6 exons. The record is from RefSeq and is a predicted model, not a curated record. The coding region runs from base 549 to 1763 and encodes 404 amino acids.